CGUGCGAAGAAGAUGACGACGGAGCUUCCCCGCAUUCUCGUGUUGGGGGGCGUCGGCAUGAUCGGCCGCAACUUCGUCAAGUACUGCGUGGACAAUGAUUUGUGCAGCUACAUCCGUGUCGCGGACAAGUCGAUGCCCGAGAUCUCGUAUUUCAGCGACGAACACAAGGCUGCGUUUGCUUCAGAUAUUGUUGAAUACGUGCAAGCUGACUUGACGCGAGAUAGCCACGUCGACCGUGCGUUCAAAGUGGAGGCCGGGCCAUACGACUACGUGUUCAACCUCGCUGGAGAAACUAAGUGCAGCCAAGCCGAGUCCGUCUACAGCUCCAAGUGCCGCGACUUGGUGGUGAAGUGCGCCAAGAAAGCGCUCGAAGUGCAUGUAAAGAUGUUUGUCGAAGUGUCAACUGCAUAUGUGUACAAGUCGCAGACGAAAGCGCCAGCUACCGAGAACGCAAAGCUCGACCCGUGGACCCUCCAGGCCAAGUACAAACUCCAGGCAGAGGAAGAGCUCCGCGGUCUUGGCGGCCUGAACGUGGUCUUCGUGCGUCCAGUCACGGUGUAUGGUCCUGGCGACGUCGGCGGCCUCAUGCCACGCCUCGUCUGCGCUGCUUCGUACACGCAACUUGGCGAAACGAUGAAGUUGCUGUGGGAUGCCGAAAUGCGAGUGAAUACGGUCCACGUGCGCGACGUGUGCAAGGCGUUGUGGCACGUGGCCAUCGCGGGCACGCCGAGUGAAGUGUACAACGUCGCCGACAAGUCCGAUACGAGUCAAGGGACGAUUAACCAACUCGUCAGCGAACUGUUCAACGUCGAGACGGGGUUCAUGGGGGUCCUUGUCUCGAAUUUGGCCAAGCUGCGGCUGGAUGACGUGGUGAACCACUCGAACGAGAAGCACAUGAAGCCGUGGUCCGACCUGUGCAAUGCGCAUGGAGUAACCAACACGCCGCUGUCGCCGUUUAUCGAUCGCGAGUUGCUGUGCCACAACCAGUUGUAUGUGGAUGGGUCCAAGAUCGAAGGCACGGGCUUCACGUACGACUACCCUCAUCUCCGCGUGGACCACGUUCGCGCCAUCGUCCAAGAUGCCAUCAACCAGCGCAUCUUUCCACCCGUGCUGGCUUGAGAACCAUCCCUAACGUUGCCAGGACGCGCUGGAAUGCAUUCCAUCGUACAGGUGAACGAUAGACGCGAGCUUUCUCGUGGAGACCCCCAAAACGAAUUGAACGGAAGUUGGGCCGACCAUGAUGUGUGUGGCGAUGUCGCGAUCGGUUGUUCGCAGUCGUGGCAUGCGUGUCCCUCCAGCAUGAUGGAAAGGGGGCGGAGACGACAUCGUCCCCUGGAAACUGGCGACAGUGAAGAGUUGGCACAUCGCUCGAUUAUUGCUUGGGCAUGUUGGUGUCGUUUAAAAGAACUUGAAGUAUAUCACGAGCACGACAAAGAGCGCGAUCGCGACAAGCGGCCCAUACUUUUGGUACAUGGCCUGCAAACUGAGCUUCUUGGCGCCCCACUUGAACUCCUUCGACCGAUCCGCAAUGUUGGACGAUAUCUGGGACACCCCUGCGAC
This is a messenger RNA of Aphanomyces invadans, 1560 nucleotides long. RefSeq lists its product as hypothetical. The record is from RefSeq and is a predicted model, not a curated record. Bases 13 to 1119 code for a protein of 368 amino acids. NCBI's taxonomy places the organism in Eukaryota, Oomycota, Saprolegniomycetes, Saprolegniales, Verrucalvaceae. The transcript is spliced from 10 exons.